AUGAAGUCUUUGUAUGAUAAGACUAAAGCAUCAGCUUUAGGAAUAUACGUGUUCAACAAACCUUCAUUGUUGAUACGGGAUCCUGAAUGGAUCAAAACCAUUUUAGUUAAAGAUUUCAACUACUUCCACGAUCGUAUCGUGGCUUUAGAUGGAGAUAGUGAUACUUUAGGAACAAAAAACCUUUUUAGUAUUAAAAAUCCAGAUUGGAAACAAAUGCGUGUCAAACUGACGCCAAUUUUCACGUCAGGAAAAAUGAAGAACAUGUUUCAUCUCAUGAAUGAUGAAGGAAAAAUUUUAAAUGAAUAUUUACACAAAUUAGCUGAUUCCAAGGAACCAAGUGACAAUGCAAGGGAAUUAAGUGCAAGAUACACCACUGAUGUUAUUGCGACUUGUGCUUAUGGAAUCAAAGCAAACUGCAUGAACAAUCCUGAAGCUGAAUUCAGAUCAAUUGGAAGAAAAAUAUUUGAAGUUAGUCUUAGACGAGUGUUAGAAUUGGGUUCAUUUUUUUUCUUUCCUAGAGUCGUGAAUUUACUAGGUUUAAAAUUAUUCGCGCAUGAAGGAACUGAGUUCAUCCGUAACACUUUCAAUGAAACUAUAAGAAUUCGCGAAGAGUCUAAAACAAAACGACACGACUUGGUUGAUGUCCUAAUAGACUUAAAAAAUGCUCAAACAGCACCAGGAGAAAUGAGAUUCGAUGGUGACACUUUGGUAGCCCAAGCAGCUGUAUUUUUCACUGCUGGUUUUGAAACCUCUUCUAGUACAAUGUCUUACAGUUUAUAUGAAUUAGCUAUUAACCCAGACAUACAAGAAAAACUUCGUGCUGAAAUCAAAGAAAUACUUGAGGAAGACGACAUCACUUACGAAUCCAUCAAUAAAAUGUCAUAUUUAGACAUGGUUAUAUCAGAAACGUUGAGAAAAUAUCCACCAUUGGCGUUUUUGGACCGAAAAGUAGCUGAUAAUUCAACUGGAUAUCGUCUUCCAAAACCUCAUGACGAUGUAGUUUUGGAACCAGGAACGCCGAUAUAUAUCCCUAUGCUUGCUGUACACAUGGACCCAGAGUAUUUCCCUGAUCCGGAGAAAUUCGAUCCAGAAAGAUUUACUGAUGAAGCCAAAAGGAAUAGAAUUCCCUACACGUAUUUCCCAUUUGGAACUGGUCCACGCAACUGCAUCGGUGAGAGAUUCGGUCUUCUGCAGACAAAACUGGGUCUGGUGCACAUGCUAAAAGACUUCACCGUCCAUCCGUGCGCGGACACGCCCAGCAAGAUCACAUUCACUCCGUUGUCCUUCUUGCUGACUCCGAAAGACACGAUUAAUUUGAAAUUCUUGAGAAUAUUGACUUGUGCUAAAAAAACUGUACAUUACCUCAGGAUUUCCAGAAGAGAGCUGACUAGGAACCUGGAACCAGGAAUCAGAAAUCGGGAACAAGACACUAUCACUGCACUUGUCGAAUACAGUUCCUUCAAAAUGGACUUGAUAAAUAUAUUUCUAUUAUUACUUACAUUUGUAGGAACAUUUAUUUAUUAUUACCAUAGUUAUUCUACUUAUUGGUCGUCGAAAGGAAUAGCAAGUUUCAGACCGCUUCCAUUUGUUGGAAACUUUAAAGAUGUCCUGUUGGCCAAAGUGAAUUCAGGAGUUUUCAUGAAGUCUUUAUAUGAAAGGACCAAAGCACCAGCUUUAGGAAUGUACGUGUUCAACAAACCUUCGUUGCUGGUACGGGACCCUGAAUGGAUCAAGACAAUUUUAGUUAAAGAUUUUAACUUCUUCUACGACCGUAUUGUAGCUGUGGCUGGAGAUGGUGAUACUUUAGGAACAAAAAAUUUAUUUAGCAUUAAAAAUCCAGAUUGGAAACAAAUGCGUGUGAAGCUGACGCCCAUUUUCACCUCAGGAAAAAUGAAGAGUAUGUUUCAUCUUAUGAAUGAUGAAGGAAGAAACUUAAAUGAAUAUUUACACAAAUUAGCUGAUUCUAAACAACCAAGUGACAAUGCAAGGGAAUUAAGUGCUAGAUACACAACCGAUGUUAUCGCGACCUGCGCUUAUGGAAUCAAAGCAAAUUGCAUGAACAAUCCAGAAGCUGAAUUUAGAUCAAUUGGAAGAAAAAUUUUUGAAGUUAGCUUCAGACGAGUGUUUGAAGCAAGUUCAUUUUUCUUCUUUCCUAGAAUUGUGAGUUUACUAGGUUUAAAAUUUUUUGCCCAUGAAGGAACUGAAUUCAUCCGCAACACUUUCAACGAAACUAUUAGAAUACGUGAAGAGUCCAAAACAAAACGACACGAUUUAGUUGAUGUACUAAUAGACUUAAAAAAUGCUAAAACAGCACCAGGAGAAAUAAAAUUUGAUGGUGACACUUUGGUAGCCCAAGCAGCUGUAUUUUUCACUGCAGGUUUUGAAACCUCAUCUAGUACAAUGUCUUACACUUUAUAUGAAUUAGCUAUUAACCCAGAUGUACAAAAAAAACUUCGUGCUGAAAUCAAAGAAAUAGUUGCGGAAGACGACAUCACUUACGAAUCCAUCAAUAAAAUGUCAUAUUUGGACAUGGUUAUAUCAGAAACUUUGAGAAAAUAUCCACCAUUGGCGUUCUUGGAUCGAAAAGUAGUUGAUAAUUCAAAUGGAUAUCGCCUUCCAAAACCUCAUGACGAUGUUGUUUUGGAACCUGGAACACCAAUAUAUAUUCCGAUGCUUGGAUUACACAUGGAUCCAGAAUAUUUCCCUGAUCCUGAGAAAUUUAAUCCUGAACGAUUUACUGAUGAAGCCAAAAGAAAUAGGAUUCCCUACACGUAUUUCCCAUUCGGAACUGGUCCACGCAAUUGCAUAGGUGAGAGAUUCGGUCUUCUGCAGACAAAACUGGGUCUGGUGCACAUGCUAAAAGACUUUACCGUCCAUCCAUGCGCGGACACGCCCAGCAAGAUCACAUUCACUCCGUUGUCCUUCUUGCUGACUCCGAAAGACACAAUCAAUUUGAAAUUCUUGAGAGCUUAAGAUGACACCUAGCAAAUUCUGUGGCCGAUGGUAACAACACGAGAUAAAAUCAUCAAUUUUUUUUUUACUAUUUCUUUAUAUUUUUCAACAGCAAUCAAAACCUUACGUCUUAUGAGCUGUUCGGCUAAAACUUCUGACUUCAUAUUUUUUUAGAUGGUAACCCAAUGGUUAAUCCAUCCAUAUUUGAUGAUUUUGGAUUAGAAUUAAUCUAAUAGGGCUGACUUUUUAUUGGUG
Ctenocephalides felis (cat flea) is the source of this 3207-nucleotide messenger RNA. RefSeq lists its product as uncharacterized. The record is from RefSeq and is a predicted model, not a curated record. Bases 1 to 2973 code for a protein of 990 amino acids. Lineage: Eukaryota; Metazoa; Arthropoda; Insecta; Siphonaptera; Pulicidae. The transcript has 11 exons. Gene Ontology annotation, molecular function: monooxygenase activity; iron ion binding; heme binding.